Cylicostephanus goldi is the source of this 572-nucleotide messenger RNA. The record is from the annotation of a GenBank genome assembly. NCBI's taxonomy places the organism in Eukaryota, Metazoa, Nematoda, Chromadorea, Rhabditida, Strongylidae.
AUGGAAGUCCCGGAACAAGACAAAGUUCAGCAACUUGCGGGAUUGCCAGAAUUGCUAAUAAAAGUGUUGACGGACGAGAAAUAUAAUAAAGAGAAACACAUCAGAUUGGAUGCGGCUGCAUUGCUGUUAACGACAUUCUGUCACGUCCUCUACUCUCCAGAUGUAUAUCUAAAGCUGGCAAAAGCUAGUUUGUACCUAAUAAAUGAUGAAGACGAGGAUGUCCGCGCUGUCUAUAAGUCUGCUUUUAAAGUCAUAGUGUCCAGCGCACUGUCAUCUGAGUUGGUUGACGACAUCUUUGUCGAGCAGUUUUGCAAAUCGUAUCCACUAGACUGUGACCAGACAAUGGCAGAAGCUUCCAACAUUUUUGUAGUCUUAGCAGCCAAGCAUUCAAGAUGCCCCCGACUUGCUGAGCAAUCAUUGCACCAGCUGUUCGUUCGAGCGUUGCGUUAUCCUGGUUCUAUCAGUAUAUUCGAUGACUGCAAACUUACAGUACAACAAUUAGCUGCGCAAGAGUUCAAAGAAGGUCGAGAUGUACGGCGCUUUUUCGCUCGAAGGAAGAGGGUCAGUUGAUA